UACAGAAUUAACUACUAAAUUGACGAAGAUUAGACAAGACAGUAGGUGAUUUGUGAAGAGUGAUUGAUUUUAAUUUUUUUAGUUCCAAUAAAACAAAAAGUAAUACAUUUCCAAAAUGUUGCGAUCUAGUUUAGCUCGUGUUGGUUCCUUAUUAAAAUCAACAACGGUCACACGUAAUGCCGUUGCCGUGCGAAAUAUGUCCAAACAUUCGACAGAAACAGAUGAAGAAUUCGAUACAAGAUACGAGAAUUACUUCAACCGAAAGGAAAUCGAUGGAUGGGAAAUCCGUAAAGGAAUGAGCGAUUUAUGUGGUAUGGAUUUAGUACCCGAACCAAAAAUCAUUUCAGCCGCAUUAAAAGCAUGCCGACGUGUAAAUGAUUACGCAUUAGCUGUACGUAUCUUGGAAGCGAUCAAAUACAAGUGUGGUGGCAAAACUGACAUCUACCCAUACAUUCUACAAGAAAUUGCACCCACAUUGAAAGAGUUAGGCAUUGAAACACCCGAACAGUUAGGAUACGAUCAACCAGAAUUAGGAUUACAAUCAGUAUAUGACCUACAUUAAAUUCAAUCCUAAUUUUUAAUUAAAAAUUUUAACUUACAUUAGCAAAAAAUCAAAGUUAAACUUGUAGAAAGUUGUACAAAAACAAAUCAAAAUAUGUAUUUAUCAAUAAAACAAUUGUUUAAA
This is a messenger RNA of Chrysoperla carnea, 685 nucleotides long. It is a transcript of the gene COX5A, whose product is annotated as cytochrome c oxidase subunit 5A, mitochondrial. The transcript is spliced from 2 exons. Gene Ontology annotation, biological process: mitochondrial electron transport, cytochrome c to oxygen. Gene Ontology annotation, cellular component: mitochondrial inner membrane. The coding region runs from base 116 to 562 and encodes 148 amino acids. The record is from RefSeq and is a predicted model, not a curated record. NCBI's taxonomy places the organism in Eukaryota, Metazoa, Arthropoda, Insecta, Neuroptera, Chrysopidae.